Paraglomus occultum is the source of this 2541-nucleotide messenger RNA. Lineage: Eukaryota; Fungi; Glomeromycota; Glomeromycetes; Paraglomerales; Paraglomeraceae. The record is from the annotation of a GenBank genome assembly.
AUGACUCAACUCUUUUGGGAUCUUCUCCUCGAGUAUCCUCCUACUUCCGCUUCCAUUCUCGGACCGCCGGAACAUGACACUUUCGAAACUUAUAACAGAAAACGUCAAGAGUUUUUACUACAGACACACACGGAAAAUCUCCUCAGCAUGUCUAGAAGGCACACGUCACAGUUGUUGGCAUUAAGGGAGGAGAUAAUAAGCAGUUUCGACGAUGACUAUGUCUGUGGAAUAAAAAAUGAGAUAAAAAUAAAAAGCGUUUGCGAAGGACACAAUGAUAAAACUGGUGAUGAGGGAGGUGGACAUCAACUGGAUAACGAUAGAAAUAGACGGGAUGAUUUGAUCGAGGACGAAAACGACUACGACGCGGUAGUCGAUAUGGAAAUUGAUGAUGAUGACGACUUCGAAGCUCAGGCCAUUGAAAUUGUUGGUAGUACCGGAAACCAAAGUCUUAAUCAGUCAUUGCCGGAAACCCAACAAGACCGUCAAUCACAGGGCGAAUAUAUUCACACUCGGUCUUCUUCUUCUGAAAUAUCUUCCGAACACGCUUCUUCUCAGAGUUCCCCACAAUGUCGCUACUCUCAUAUCGGUUAUAGUUCUCCGACGAUGGAAGCAAUCUACGACGUCUGGACUAAACAAUAUGCUCUUCUUCGCAUUAACCAACGCUCGCAAUACGAAAAGCUCCGAAUUCGUUACCUAAAAGAAACCAUCGCAAUAGAAAAAAUGAUCAUCCAAUCGCACAAGACGAGUGUGAGCAGAGUUUGUAAGGAGGCAAAGAAAGAGAGAGAACGAAAAGACGAGGAACUUGACGAAAGGAUGGAAAAGAAAAAGUUGGAGAAAAAGAGAAAAUAUGAAGAGGGACGUGAAUCCAUCGACAUGAUGGAUGAGGAUCCAGUAAAGAGAAUCAAAACUCAGGACACUGAUAAAACUUCUGAAAUGACUGCCAAGGUCAAAACGGCAUUGGAGGACGUUGUCGAGAUUGACGAGGAUAAUGAUGUUAUAAUUUGCGAUACUCGAGAGCAGAGUAUAGAUGAUAUAAUGGUUGUGAAUAUCAAGAAAGAAAUAGAUGAUGAAUUCAUUAACGAUCAUCUCGAGAAGCAGGCGACAGAUGAUAUAAACGAAGAUGCCGCGGAUUUGUCUUCAUUAAAAUACAUAAUAACAGAUUUCAAAGACAUAAAUCCAGAGAAAUGCAUGCGUCUCAAGAAGCGGAUGGCAGAUAGCGACGAUAAUGGAAUUAUCAAGAGUGAAUUGCCAAUCGAUGAUUUGGUAUACAAUUCAUGUGACAAAAUCAAUUCGAGGGAAUGCGCAGAGUAUGACACUACUUAUAGUAUGGAAGAUUGCGAUACAAAGGAAAUAGACUUGGGAUACGAGUGCGAGAAAGACAAUAGAAGUAAACAAGUUGGGGGAAAUAAUACGAGAAGUGAGACGGGAAAUGCGGAGAAUGUAGGAGAUGAGAAUGGUAGAAGGGACGAGGAUAAUAUAACAAAUAGGGAUGAUACGGGAAAUAAUGACAUUAUAAGGGACAUGCAUAACACGGUGCACAUGAAUAACAUGAAUAAUAGGGUGGGCAUGGAUAUGGGGAGUUUGGGCAAUGCGGAAAAUAUGAACAUUGUUGAAAACAGGGAUAUUGAGAACAAUAUGGACACUGUGGAUAACACGGAUAAUGCGAGUGUUGUGGAACAAUCGAAUGUUGCGGAAAAUACCGGUAUUACGAUGGGUAUUAUGGAUUUUAAUACGGGAGUCUACCAGUAUGAAGAAAGCUCAAGAGGACCACCAAAUCGACCUCGCGAGACAGCUGUCGCGGCUCCGCAAUUGUUUGUAAAUCAAACCUAUAAUAUCCAAAAUAAUUCACAGUUAAACAACCGUCCGAUAUUUUCACAAUUUUCCAUAAACCCAUCCCAAAAGCCAACGCAACCAUCGACAACGCCUUCUCGUAAACUACCAUAUCCGACACCGGGAUCGAUGGUUUUACCUUCUCAGAUGUCUUCAUACACGCCGGCGACACGACCGAACCUGUCUUCUAAUGUACCAUCACAUAUGAUGCUACAGCAGAUUCCACCUCAGGGACUACCGUGCCCGACGCGGCGGCCCAUUACAUUUCCAUUGCGCGUACCCCCAUACGCGGCGACACGGCAAACUGUCUCUCCGUCACCAUUUACAGUUCCUCGAACGCCAUCGCAAUACGCGAUAACAAAUCCACCCUUCUCGACGACGCAGCAUCCGACGAAUUUAUCCUCUCAAACACCAUCGUACGUGAUACCGCAACCGCCAAUGGCAACCUACAUGACAUCGCAGCCAUUGAUCUCCCCAUCAUCGCGACGAAAUGUUUCGAAUCUUACUCUCAAUAUUCCUCAAAAUCAGCUUUGUCAUGGAUGGACUGUCCCUUCAACUGUCCCUUCAACUGUUCCUUCGACUGUUUCUUCGACUCCAAAUUCAUCGCCCGUUACGCCUCAGAAUGCAGUUUAUCACGCGGUAUCCGGACAAUUAAAAGGUUUCGAUAAUUUAAUUAAUGGGUUUCCAAACACAACACAAAACCCGGAAUAG